Molecule: messenger RNA, 3788 nt
Organism: Branchiostoma floridae (Florida lancelet)
Lineage: Eukaryota; Metazoa; Chordata; Leptocardii; Amphioxiformes; Branchiostomatidae
Product: zinc finger protein 227-like
Exons: 3
Coding region: 200-1798 (532 amino acids)
Biological process (GO): regulation of transcription by RNA polymerase II
Cellular component (GO): nucleus
Molecular function (GO): RNA polymerase II transcription regulatory region sequence-specific DNA binding; DNA-binding transcription factor activity, RNA polymerase II-specific
Source: RefSeq, a predicted model, not a curated record
GUAAAAUGCUUCCCUUGCACUCUUGGGGUGACAUCCAUUACGUCACUUCCUGAGCUCACCGCGUCUGACAGAGGAGCACACCUCACAAGUUUCUAAGAUUUUGGCGUCGUUUAAGAAUUUCCUUUAGAGCAACCAUUGCCCCCUGUGGUGUCUUGAGGCUGUACAUAACCUUAAAGGUUUGUGAUAUUUCCUUACAAAUAUGUCGGACUCGGACAGUGAGUUUGAGGCUGCCCUUCUAGGGGAGGGAGAUGAGGAGGAGGAAGAGCCAUCUGAUGAUCCAGACUACGACGUAGAGUCUGAGGAAACCGCUUCAUCCGAUGACGAAAAACGAGCUGCCCGUUCAAAGAUAAAACGCGCGGACCCCGUGAAGAUUUGGACGGUUUCGUCGUCGCACAUCGUGCCCGUGGGCGCGACGGGAAGCGGACAGGUCAAGCGAGGUCAUCAAGGAUCCGUCGCGAACAGCAAGAGGCAGAAACAGGAAAACGCUAACACCUCUUGUAGCUCAGCAGUCGAGCAAGAGAAUGAAGAUUAUGAAGAAGAUGAUGACUAUGAAGACUAUGAAGAAGAAGAAAACAGUAAUAAGGAAGAGGAAAACCUGACGUGCAAGCUCUGCUCAGAAACGUUUCAAUCCAAGAUGGUUCUGGAUGCACACCAGUGUAAAGACGCCAUAUACUACUGUAAGAUCUGUUACAUGCAGAGUACCAGACCGCGACAGUACGCGCUCAUGCCGCUCUCGGAGGCCGAGCGACACUUCUACAUCCACUUCCACCAGGGUUACCUCGGAAACAAGGACUCGACGAGGACGGAUCGCAUCUCCUUCAAGUUCCAAGUCCCUGAAGAGCUGAGGGGAAAAACCUCCUUUAUAACCUGCGAUGACGACCUGGUGCAACUGAAAGACUUGUACAUUGGAACAUUCCAAACGGAAGACGACGACAAGCCGCACAGCUGUGGUUUAUGUGGCGUAAGGUUCUCCCUACCCGGUCCGCGAUCGUGGCACGUCACCAAGAUGCACUUGGAACACAAGACCCGGAAGUGUGGCGUCGCGGACUGUGCGAAGCUAUCCUUCUCAACCAAAGACAAGCUUCUCCGCCACAUGUUCGAGGCACACAGUGAUUUAGUGGUGAAGGAGAGAUACUGGAAGUGCAACAUCUGUACCAUGCAGUUUCAGGACAGGACAGACUUGGAGUGGCACUUCUACUGGCACAUGAAACCGGCCGUGAAGAUUGGCGCGGCGAGUCAGAAGUACUCCCAGGGCCGGCCGCCAAGUCACGGCGGCUCGGCGGGCGGCGGGAGGCCUCAGUUCCGAUGCACCAUAUGCAGCUAUGAGACGGUCGAGAGCACAAAGGUGCCACUAUUCACAUCGUCAGAGGCACACGACCACCUAGCAUGGCACUGGCAGAACGAACGACCACCAGAACUCCCUACAACUCCUGUCUUAGACUUCAGCAAAGAUUCUGGACUGAUCCAUCGCUUGUACAUGAUACCGUUUGCGUCCAACCUGGCGGUCACUUGCAAGUUUUGCGGGAUGAACAUCACCGUGGACGGGACCUACAACCACUUGCAGUCGUACCACAAGCACAUGCUCACGGACCCCCACUGUUGCAUGCUCUCAAGGUGUAAGCACCUACAGUUUAGCGAGAAACGGGAUUUCUUUACUCAUAUGUUCUCGCAGCAUGUCACGGUCGUGAAGAAGAAUCGGAUUUUCAAGUUCCUGUGCCAGAUUUGUAACAAGACGUGCAACAACAGAGGCGAAGCGGAGUGGCAUUGUUAUUUCCACAAAACCAAGGGGGACAGGUGAUUGGAAAUGAAACGAACAUCCUUUUCAGAAAGUAUGCACCAGAAACACCCCUAGAUAUUAAGAAGAAAUGACAAUUGUGUUAAGCACUCUUCAAGUACCUAAAGUCUGUUAUGAAAAUUUUCACUGUGUGUCAUGUGUAUUGUAUGUGACAUUGCUUAUUAGGAUCAAUUGUAACAUCUCUAAACAAAAUGUACUGUAGUCAACAUUACUGCAAGAGUUACGAAGUACACAGGACAUUAAUGGAUGAAAUAUAUCGGGAAUGUACAUGGUAUUUCGGAAUAUUACUUUAUUUAGAAAAAUGCUAGUUUGGAUGACUAGGAAUUGAAGAAAUUGCUUGCAUUGUAUACACAUGUAGAUAAUGAUGGUUGAUAAUGAUGUUAAAUUGUUAAUGCUAUGUACAAUGGUAAUGUAAUAAUGAUGCCUAGAUGUUUAUAGUGACUAGUAUUUUAGUAUUGAUAUACAGACUUCUCUUGUUUGUUUUUUUAAAUGUACAUUAUUAUAUCAUUGGUGUACAAAGUGUUGAAUGGCCAACUGGCUAGGAUAGGGGACACGGGAUCAAGAAGUCAAGGGUUAGAUUCCUGUCAAUAGACUCCACAUAGGUGUAAAAAUGGGUUACUUGUACCUUACAAGUAGUUUGGUUGGGGAGGUAAAAGAAGUAGAAGGAGGCAAAUGGGCUCUGUUUUCUAAUGAUGUACACUAGAUGUUAGUACUGUGGAUAACAACCCACUACCAUAUAAGCCCCUGACUAUACAACCUUUCUUGUUAAUGACACUGUUGUUUUUCUCUACGCCAGUAGAAAAGCUAAAUAGCUAUAAUAGAAAGAUUCUGUAGUUAGAUAUAACCUUGAUGGAUUGUGAACACUCAAGAAAGGACAACAAAACAACAUUCAAACUUGCUGUUAUAUUUCAAUUCAAAUGGUAUGUAGGAAGCACUGUAAAUGUCUGAGAGAAACAUUAUCAUUCUACUUCAUCAACUAAAAAAGGCAUUUAAGAGAUUGUCUUCAUUUUGACAAAGAAGUAGGAGUUUAAACAUGGAUUGAAUGUAUUUGCGAUUGGUAGCUUCCAUUUCUUGGACAUGUCUUACAUGUUUGUAUAAUUUCUCAAAAUAAUAAUUAAAUGUCACGUUGGGUUGGGGUUUUGUGCGCGUGAAAAAUGUGCGCGUGAAAACUUGCGCGUGACAAUAUGCAAAUUAGCUGAUUCCCAAGGGAUUCAAAAAGUUUUUGCAGUUUUAAACUUAAAAAGUUCAAACAAGAUGGCACAGAAUGGAAUUAAGUAUUGUAUUGUUGCAUUCUAGGGUACAAAAUCUCGAUCUGAUUGAUUUUCAAGUGAUUUUCAAAUGUUAGGUUUUCACGCGCAAAAAAGUUUGAAAUCUGCGCGUGAAACAAUUUGCUUCAAAAAAGAUGAAAUGAAGCUUCUAGAAUGGAGAAAAACCUCAAAUUGUAACAUUUUACAACAUAAAACCUCAUACAAGUAAUUUUUCCAUUUAUUUCUGUGAAAUUAAUGGGAUUUUGGAUUGUUCAAAAUAUGCAAAUGAACCUAUUCCCAAGGGAUCUAAAAAUCAGGAUUUCUUCAAACCAAAAAUUCUGGUUACAUAUGGGAAAUUAUAUCAUAGGAUCAAAUUUUUCUGCCUUAGAAUUCCUUGCUGCACAUUUUCUGACAUAUUUCAGGAACUAUUUUUUCACGCGCAAAUUUUUCACGGGCACGCGCAAAUUCUCCACGCGCAGAAAACCCGUUCCCGUCACGUUUCUUUACCUGUUCUGAUAUGAACCUUUUGAAAUGGAAUGUCUUGUGAUGAAAAAUGUCAUAGCCAGCAGACCUAUACUUAGACAAUUCUCCUUAGGAGUUUUUGCAGCAAUGUUUAUAGAAAGACUUUUAUGCCAUGAGCACUACUUAAGUAGUAGUAUUAUCCUUUAUGCAUUUGCAAUGCUUUAGUAAUACAUGUAUUAUGUAUCCUUGCAAGAGCUUCCAAUAAACUCUAAGCUAGAACAUAA